GAAAUCUAUAAUUUUUCCCACCUUUUUUAGCUCAUGGUUGAGAGAGCAAUCUGGUGUCAUAAUUGGUAACGAUAAACAGCUGUCGUCUGUGUCAAACAGUAGUAAAGGGUUAACUGGAUUCCAGUUUUAAAUAGUGCAUUGUUCUCACUAAGUCUUGCUUCGGGAGUAGGGUGAAAGAGAAGGGGAAAGUCAGGGAAAGACGAGGAGAUUCAAGGGAGAGACAGGGAGAGGAAGCACUGGCAGGGAGAGACGGGUGGGACGGCAAAGUCGGGGAGAGAGAAGGAGAUCUAGGGAUGGACGAGGAGAACCAAGGAGAGGGAGGGAGAGACUCGUGGCCGGGUAUCGAUCGUCAGCUAGAAAACUACCCUUCGAGGAAGAGGCGCAGUGUGCAAAACCGACUACGUGCGGGUCGGUGGUGCCUGUGGUGUUCGCGGUCCACGCGGAUCUCUGGAGUUUUACUUUGUGCCUCGCAUUUUCAGUCGUCGUUUGGACGUGCUGUUUGGACCUAACUAGACUUUGUUUUCCUUGGAGAGCGGCUGAACAUCCACCACCAUGGCGUUCGCGGGGUUAAAGAAACAGAUUAACAAGGCUAAUCAGUACAUGACAGAGAAGAUGGGUGGUGCUGAAGGAACGAAACUCGACGUUGACUUUAUGGACAUGGAGAGGAAAACAGAUGUUACGUAUGAGUUGGUGGAAGAGUUACAAGCGAAAACGAAAGAGUUCCUUCAGCCAAAUCCAAAUGCUAGGGCAAAGAUGAUAGCUGUUAAGGGUAUCAGCAAACUCAGUGGUCAGGCAAAAGCGUCCACUUAUCCUCAGCCUGAAGGUAUCCUUGGGGAUUGCAUGCUGAUGUAUGGCAAGAAGCUAGGAGAGGACAGCAUUUUUGCUCAGGCUCUUAUUGAAAUGGGCGAAGCAAUGAAGCAGAUGGCGGACGUGAAAUAUUCGUUGGACGACAAUAUUAAGCAAAACUUCCUGGAGCCUCUGCACCAUUUGCAGACUAAGGAUCUGAAGGAAGUGAUGCAUCAUCGGAAAAAACUUCAGGGACGAAGGCUGGACUUCGAUUGCAAGCGAAGACGUCAAGCGAAAGGUUCUCACGUUUCAGACGAGGAGAUUCGUCAGGCCGAGGAAAAGUUUGCGGAAAGUCUUCAUCUGGCACAAUUGGGCAUGUUUAAUCUGUUAGAAAAUGAUGUAGAACAAGUAGCACAACUGGCGACAUUCAGUGAAGGACUUCUGGAGUAUCAUCAACAAUGCAUUGAGAUUUUAAGAACAUUAACAGAAACACUUUUGGAGAAGAAAGAUGAGGCGGCGAAUAAGCCAAAAAUGGAAUUCGUGCCGAAAACAUUGGCCGACUUACACGUCGAUGCAUUGCCUACAUCGGAUGCUAUGAAUGGUGGGAACUUAACCUUUCACGGGGCAAGUCGAGCUGGCUCUCCGAUACAUGUGGAUGGGAAGCGCUCGCAGCUCGAGCUAUUUCCAGCCGGAAACCCGCCACAAUCUGCCAAUGCUUCACCCUUGCCAUCUCCAAGUAAGUCUCCAGCAAGAACUCCUAUGACAAGACAACCUUGCUGCACAGCUUUGUAUGAUUUUGAGCCAGAGAACCCUGGAGAACUUGGAUUCAAAGAGAAUGAUACGAUCACUUUGAUUCAGAAGAUCGACGAGAAUUGGUUCGAGGGUAGCUUGAACGGUCGCACGGGUUAUUUCCCAGUAACUUACGUGCAAGUCGUAGUGCCAUUACCUUAAGAGGACGCGGUGCGCCCGAAACCAAAGACCCUGCAUUCGUUCACCAGCGUUUAUCAUGGAAAUUAUAUUACGCUCCGAUUAGUCGAAAUCUUUCCCUUGAGACUUCUCUACUUCGAUCAUUUGCGUUAUAAUCCUCAAGCUUAUUCUAAUGAUGGAUUCCAGAAUUGACUCUAUUCCGUUCCCUCUUUUUCUUAUUACCCCAAGAUAGGCUCAAUACGCAUGUUAAUGUACAUAUAUAAUGUUAUAAUGUCUUUUAUUGACGUAAGGACCUUCGCGAGCGCUGACAUAUUAUAUAUAUAUACAUAUAUAUGUAUAUAUAAAAAUACAAAUGUACAUGCAACUAUACGAUGAAGAGUGAAUCUAUCACACAAGUACACGAAAUGUAUACACACACGCGUACAUACACAAGUCACAUACAACAAUGUACCUACGACGACAGCACACUGUCAAGGGCGGCUCUUUUCUCAUUUUCUACAUUGCCUCAUGUAUCAUCUGCGUAACAUUGUUCGUUAGUUUUUCACCAAAGUUUAAUUGCACAAAGAUGUCGGAAUGGCAAGACUGCAUUGAAAUUCGGAUUAGCGCAGUACUGUCGCGUGUGGCUUAGGCUUCUCAUAGAAGAAAUGGAGAGGAAGACACGUUCUACAUUCUCCUUACUUACCCAUAUUUUACUACGUCUUUCUAACCUAGUUUUAAAACUUCAGUUUUAGGUUAGAUUCUCAUUACUCUUGUGGCUCUUUCAAUUCUCUUGAUUUUCUAAUUUUUUUAAAUCCAAGUAUCUUAAGUUUCAGAAUCUUCAUGACAUUUAGGAUUUCCUAGCUUUUUCUAGGAUUUCUCUGCAAUCUCUUACUUUUUAAUAAGACUUUCCUAACUUCUAAGAUCUUCAUUUUAGCUCAUCUUAAGAUUUUUCACCUUUUUAACAUGUUCCUGGGAACCUUUUAUUUAUUUUUAGGAGCUUACCGAAUUCUGUAAUCUCUCUGAUCUCUUUAAGAUCUCCUUGGAUAUUUCGUUCAAAAACUGAAAACAAAUAUUGAAAGCUAUUUACCCACUCUUCCUCUUAAUUAAGAAACCAAGAGGUGCGUACGUUGCACCCGACUGUACAUUAAAAAACAUUUUCUCUCGCAUCAAGUGUCUCAAGCUAAUCUCAAAAAUUGGUCGUACUUUUAGACACCAGUCGCAAUCGAAUUUCAGUUUUAGAAUUUCAUGUGGUCCGUCGGAUUUUCGAAGCGCGCGAUACAUUCAUUGUUCAUAUCAUGUUGUAUACUUAUUUCUGUACACUGUCGCUUAAAAAAGUAUUAGGACACUUACUAAAUUUCACAUGACAGUAUUUCUAAUAUAUAGGGUGUUCCGUAGCAAGUGGACCCCACUUUAAGGUCCUACCUAUGUAUAAUACCCUGCUACUCUAUCAUGGACAUCCAAUAUUUUGUACAAUUUUCAAUUUUAAAAUAGGUAAGAAUGUAGGAAUGAGUGAAAAACUUCAGAUGUCUAUUUUCCAAUUUUAUUAAAUCAACAGAAUUUUUAAUAUUUUGAGAAAUCUCUUUGGCUAUUAACAGUAGCCACAAUUUUUGAGGGCACACUUAUAAUACACUGAUCUAUUCGUGAUCUUUGUAGUGAUCAUUGUAGAUAAGGAUAUUUUUAGUAUGAUUAGACUUUUAGUAAAUUAAGCGUUCCACAUAAUCUUUAAGUAAAGUUGUUUUUUAGUAAACUAAACAUCCUUGAUCAGGUUUAAAUCAGGGAAAUUAUUGAACUAUUCUGUAUAUAAAGUAUAUAGAACUUAUUUCAUGUUAUAAACAAUAUUCUAAACAAUCUAACUGCAUUAAACUUGUACUCUAAAACUUGCUUUAUUUAAUAGUUCGAUGAGAAAGCAGCAAAUGCUUAAAAUUAUGGAUGUCCAUAAUGGAGUGGUAAGGCACUGUAUACUUAUACAAUAUCUCCUGAAUUUUUGUUGUAUUGGAGAUUAUAUUUUAUUGAGACUUGGCAAGUGUCUAACACUUUUUGAGUGGUGGUUUAUUUUUCUGUCGCAUAUUGAAGCGCACGGUUCCUGGUACGAAACGUUCAUCGAAUCAUGACGUACAUAUAUUUUGCGUUGGUCCGUACGGCACAGUGAAAACCGUAUAACUCGUAUUAUUAAUAUACAAUAUUCGUACGUUGUAUAGUGAUUCGUUUCCAUUCCUCUGUCGUUUAACUCGGUCGGUAACUCCCCAUUGCGUUCGUAUUAUUUUCCUUUUAAUUAUUUAGACGAUACCAAAUAGCUAUUAGGCGAUUUAAUUUAGGCGAUUUUUCAAAAUGGCGGCGAACCUCUUCCACGAAGUCGUCGAUUAACAAACGAACUAGUAUAUUUUCGAUCGUGAUUACGUUUUAAAAUGAACUGUAGAAUCUGUUGAAAUUGCUGAUGUAGUUCUCGCCACGAUAUACUAAGGUCGUAAAUCAAAAUUCUGUCAAGCGGAGCCCAAUGAAGUUAAAUUUUGUGUACUAUGAUUUUUGAAGAGCUUUACAAUCUUGUUAUAUCCUGGCGUAGAUUAUACAAUAAGUAGACAAUUACCUAGAUUUUUUUCCUUGACUUUGUACAAGAGUUCUACCGCCAGAACAAUGAAAGUAAUUAAAGAAACUUGGUUAUUUGUUGCCACGUGGAUUUUAGGUAAUCUUCAACAAAUACUUGCUAAGCAUAAUAUAUAUAUAUAUAUUAUAUAACGUUAGAGUAUAUUAACUUUACUUAAUUAUACGUAUGUUGUCGAUGAGGCCGACAACGGUGAUGACUAUGACGAUGGCAUUAUUAUUAUCGUUGAUACUGGCAUAUUUUUCCAUUACUGUUACGGUGAAAUGUUUAUAUCGUGAAACAUUCUUGGCCUUACCUUACAUUUUGAACCGUUCCAAAGGCAGUUUCAUAUAUAUAUAUAUAUGUAGUUGGUAUCUGUAAAUUAUGGUGGCACUUCUAGAACAACGUUACAAUACAUAUAUAGUACCAAUUAGCACUUUCAAUCCCAGGAUAACAACUGUAUAUAUAACUACUGUUGUAAAAUGUGUAAUAUGACAUAGUUACAUUUGAAAGCGUUAAGGACAACGAUAUGACGUCAUUCGUAAUAUAACGUUAUCCAUUAACACGUUCGAUUCCAGAAUAACAGAUGAUUCGACUUCUGUCGUUCUAAAAUGUGUAUUAUUACAUAGUUGGGUUUGAAAGUGUUAAAACAACGGUACAGCAUGAAAAUUGACGGACAUUAAACUAGUCUUUGAUUAAUACCUGUUAAUUAGUUAUAUCUUAUAAUAUCAAUUGAUCAUAAUAUAUUUUCUGAAGCAAAUAAUAAAAUCUGUUGGAUUGAAACGUUGUUCUGGUGUCAAUACAAAUUGUCAAGAAUGGAACUAAUGGAUUGAUUUAAUCAUUGGCUGACGUAUUCGAACACCAUAACUGCUGCUAUCGUCAUCAGCGUUCAGUUAAUUGCGAAUAUGAAAAGAAGACGUUGAUAUAUAAUUUUGUCUAUUGUAAUUAUCGUGAAGCAUGAAAACUUCUUUCGAAAAACUCGAAGUGUUAUCGAUGUUGUGCAAUAUUAAAAGUUUAACAUCAUGGUGUUUGUUCGGUUAUCGCUGGAUCAGUGUUUCUCAAAAAUCGUUGGAGAAGUCAACCAUUUUAAAUUCUCUUCGGGAAGGAAGCUCUCGUUCUUGUGAUUACGUCUUCGGCAGAGACACGCGUUUGCAAAAGAAUAUAAUUGUAGCGACUAGGUGCCAUACAAAACAUAAUGUUUUUAUAGUUAUUGUUUCAAAUUAAUACAUGUAACAACCAACCUAAUGUAUACUACAGCCCAGACAUAUUAGAACACUUACUGCACUUUACUCAAAAUCUUAACAAAUAGAAUGUGUAAUAUAAUGCGCUAAAAAUAUUGUAAUACAUACUUGAUUAUCAAAUCAUACUUUACUAAAUCAAUUUCUUUUGUAUUAAAAUACACUAAGGUAGAGUGAGAUUGAAUGAAUCAAGCAUCAAGAAACAUUUGCAUUCAAUUAUAUUGUACAUAUUUUGAGUAUUUGUUGUAUAUUUUUAAUUAAGUGUAGGUCACAUUAUUAGAGCAAGUGAUAGAGUGUACUAGUAUUAGUAGUAUAUGGUUAGAGAAGAGGAUAGAUUAAUAAAGCUAGUCAAUAUCACUAGUAGAAUAGAGUAGCACCAUGGUAGUGUAACUCUACCACCCCAAUGUAUCAGUAUUGGUAUAACUCUAACACAUGCUCCUAUGAUGUACUUUAAGUUUUAGCACUAUCCUACAUUGCCCAAAGGUAAUUAGAUAGUUAUACAAGUGAGUGUUGUAAUACCACUGGCUGAUAUUAUAGCUACAUGUCACAAAUUGUGAUAACUUGUUCUUUCAAGCGCGAGCAACUGCCAGGAAUUUUGUCAAUUAAUAAAAGUAUGAAAAUCGGUGGGGCAUUAGUUCCAAGCGUUUUCAAGGGAUUUUUGUAAAUCUUGUAACUUAUGUCCACACAUAAACGAUAGCAAUAUAAGCAUAUAUUCUUGGAACGAGAGACAUAUCAAACAAACUGUUGGAUAUUAUUUGAGAAACACUGUGCUGGUACUUACAAGAACCACGUAACAAAAAAGGAAAAAGCAAAAAAAAAAUCGUAUACAUGAUUGGUCGCGUAUUUAUUUGCGCAAGUUCGCAGCCACUUCCGCUGCUCAGGGACCUGCGACUAACCUCACAUUUUUUUUCGUCGUAAACACAAGAAAAGCGAUCGACGAUCGUGGAGGGGCAAAAGAAGAAUGAAAUGAAACGAUCUUAUAAAAUUACUAAAUCGGUAUCUUACUCUAUAAAUGUUGGCUAUUGUUAAAUGUUGAAUAUUGUUCUGCGGAGGGCUUGCCUCCUUUCGAACGAUGAAGCAUAACCGCUUCGAAUCGACGAUCCUUCUUUCUUACUUUUUCUUACUUGCUUCGAUCUUUUUUAAUUGGCGUAACUAGGAUUUCUGAGGUGGUUUCCCCAACUGUACUAAGUUAUUUUACAUCAUGUAAGCUUUAUCUCUUAAUAUCUUACAUCGAAGAUUCUUACGUGUAUUGAAGAUAGUUUUUUCGCAAUUCA
Messenger RNA from Megachile rotundata (alfalfa leafcutting bee), 6782 nucleotides. RefSeq names its product SH3 domain containing GRB2 like, endophilin-A (gene EndoA). Lineage: Eukaryota; Metazoa; Arthropoda; Insecta; Hymenoptera; Megachilidae. The record is from RefSeq and is a predicted model, not a curated record. Gene Ontology annotation, cellular component: cytoplasm; presynapse; glutamatergic synapse. Gene Ontology annotation, molecular function: protein binding. Gene Ontology annotation, biological process: synaptic vesicle uncoating.